AUGGCUCAAGGCGAUCCACAGAAAUGGCAUUUGCCUGGAUGGCGGAUUGAACAAAGAUUUGCACCCGGUGUUCUAAUCGGAAACUGGUCCGAAGAGAGAUAUACCUUCAACAAGGGAGAUCAGAAACAUAAUAGUACACACAGAGCAGAUUUUCGUAAUUUCAAAGGACACCGUCCCGAUGUACUGGUAAGGAGAAAAGCCCUGUUGAAAAACAAUGGUCUUGGUCCAGAGCACAUAUUCUACCAUCAUGGUAAGCGGUACUGCAACAACACUGUGUCCUGGUAUGAUGAGCACUACAAUGGACGUUGGACAGAGAACAAUGAUCUGCCAGGAUUACGGGACUGGAAUAGUCACAAACUGUCAUGGGCACCAGAGAGAUCUGAUUAUCCCCUCCAAGGAAAACCAACAAAUUUCGGAUUGCUUGAACAACUUGAAAACAAAUGGAAAAAUCAAAUUGCUGAUGAAACUAGGGGAGACUACUUAUCAACCUACCAGAAUUCCUUUCUUCAACAUCCAACUGACAGUAUGGUGAAGGCAAGAUUUGCGAUUCCGAAAAAUAUGUCUACAAGUCUUCAUCCAGUCAAUAAAAUAAACAAAGAUCUACACCUCAGGAACACGUCCGUAUAUAAAUCUCCAGAAAAGCUUCCAGCUCUGGCAAAUGCGUAACAGUUGGAGCUUUAAGUAAAUGUUUUUCAUCAUUUUCGUGUUCAGUUUGGGCAUAAACUCAUUAUACAAAAUAUAUUGGACAUAAAGGGUCACUGUGUAUUGAUAUUGCUUUACUAGAAAAUGAUGGCAUUUGAA
Messenger RNA from Ylistrum balloti, 801 nucleotides. RefSeq names its product cilia- and flagella-associated protein 107-like. Bases 1 to 666 code for a protein of 221 amino acids. Lineage: Eukaryota; Metazoa; Mollusca; Bivalvia; Pectinida; Pectinidae. The transcript is spliced from 3 exons. The record is from RefSeq and is a predicted model, not a curated record.